AUGACGUCAAUGUUUAAAACGGCUCGACGAUCAGCGGUUCAAAGAAAGAAAAUUCUAAGGGUAGUAAUGGUUUGUGAUGGUCGUAGUGGUAGUAGUAGUGAUGGUAAUGGUAGUGAUGGUGGUAGAAGUAGAAGUGGUGGUAGUGGUGAUGAUAGUAGUUGUGGUGGUAGUAGUGGUGGUAGUAGAGGUAAUAGUGGUGAUCGUGGUAGUGGUGGAAGUUGGAGGGUAAUGAUAGUAGUAGUAGAAGUUAAAGUGGUGAUGAUAGUAGUACUAGUGUUUGUGGUGGUAGUAGUGGUAGCUGUGUUGUUAGUGGUAGUAGCGGUAGUGGUGGUGGUAGCU
Messenger RNA from Mercenaria mercenaria, 339 nucleotides. Its product is annotated as alanine and glycine-rich protein-like. The transcript has a single exon. Lineage: Eukaryota; Metazoa; Mollusca; Bivalvia; Venerida; Veneridae. The record is from RefSeq and is a predicted model, not a curated record. The annotation marks the transcript as partial.